UUUCAGGUGAGGUUCUGCGCAGUUUUUAGUUUGGCGGUGGCCAAACCCCCACUACCCCAUUCCGUAGGGCUUUCCGAGGAUGUCCACGCCGAUGUCGUUUUCCGAUCCGAUGACGUUCGUACCGAUGGAUUCGACACCAGUCUGCAUACCACUAACGGAACUAAGCAGGCCGCCAGCGGAGACGUCCAUGGCAACAUCCACGGCAACUUCGGGUGGAUCGCCGAUGAGACCGAAUACCAACUCCCGGGGGGCUGGAUCCCGACUACUGCCCCAAUGCCGCCGGACGUCGCCAAAGCCAUCGCCUGGCUGGAGUCCAACCCAACACAACCAUCACUCAUGUACAAUCACCCGGAUUCCAUCGAAAAGGUCUGUCAAUAA
Messenger RNA from Drosophila teissieri, 378 nucleotides. Its product is annotated as larval cuticle protein 1-like. The record is from RefSeq and is a predicted model, not a curated record. Lineage: Eukaryota; Metazoa; Arthropoda; Insecta; Diptera; Drosophilidae. The annotation marks the transcript as partial. The transcript has 2 exons.